Huiozyma naganishii CBS 8797 is the source of this 861-nucleotide messenger RNA. RefSeq names its product Om45p (gene OM45). Bases 1 to 861 code for a protein of 286 amino acids. Lineage: Eukaryota; Fungi; Ascomycota; Saccharomycetes; Saccharomycetales; Saccharomycetaceae. The transcript has a single exon. The record is from RefSeq and is a predicted model, not a curated record.
AUGUCCAGUCUAUUGUACGCUUCGUUGGCUACUGUGGGUGUCGGUGCGUUGUUUGCGGUGCGGCCCUCGAGGGAGAGUGACUCCGCGUUGUGUAGAGUGCGGCGCGGGGUCAGAGACGACACGUACGCCCUGUACCGUGCCCUUUUCUGCGGCCGGUCUGUCGCUCCCUACAGACCCUUGAGGCGUGUUGGGUCGGGGAAGUCUGUGUUUGAGGACGGGUUUAGUGAGGUGGAGAGGGCGAAAGCUGUGGCUAUCGAACAGUACGAUAGGGUCAACAGGAGGUACAACGAGUUGGUGAAGCAGGGGAAGGAUGCGGCUGCGGAUACGCUGGAGCAGGUGAGAAGGGAGCUGGAGGACAAGCGGAGUAAGCUCGAGGAGGUGUCCCGCAAGUUCGAGGAGUUUGGCGGCGGGGACAUAAACAGCGUUGUUGAUGAGCAGGUCGGUGCUGCGAAACAGACCGCUAAGAAGUGGUGGGACCGCGGGAAACAGGCCGCGGAGCCCGCUGUGGACUCUGCGGUCGCGAAGGGACUGCAGGGGUGGGGCGACACAGCGGCGGAUUUCGCACGUGAGGAGGCCGCAGAAUCUGCAGAACACGUCAAGCGUGCCGCUUCAGGGGCCGCAGAUACAGUGAAACAGGCCGCCGGAAGUGUAGGCAGUGCAUUGCAACCAGCCACAGACACCAAACCAAGUUCCGAGCUAGAACAACUCAAGAGGAUCAGCAAGAAGGGGUGGUUCUCAAGCACGGAGGAGUUGAAUCCAGAGGUCACAAAAUCCUCUUGGAAGGGACUGGAAGGUUGGGGGGACACCGCUGCGGAGUUCGCCCGUGAGGAGUACGAGGACGCCAAGAAGACGAGAAAGUGA